Lontra canadensis (Northern American river otter) is the source of this 1855-nucleotide messenger RNA. It is a transcript of the gene GDF2, whose product is annotated as growth differentiation factor 2. Gene Ontology annotation, biological process: BMP signaling pathway; SMAD protein signal transduction. Gene Ontology annotation, molecular function: growth factor activity; cytokine activity. NCBI's taxonomy places the organism in Eukaryota, Metazoa, Chordata, Mammalia, Carnivora, Mustelidae. The coding region runs from base 199 to 1488 and encodes 429 amino acids. The record is from RefSeq and is a predicted model, not a curated record. The transcript is spliced from 2 exons. Gene Ontology annotation, cellular component: extracellular region.
UCGAGGGCCAGAUAAGAGCAAGUGGAGGCCACUCUGGGGAACUGCGGGUGAGAGCCUGUGAACUGGCCCCGGGGCUCGGUGCUGAGCCGUGGGCAGGAAAAUGCCGGCCCGCUCCUUCCAAGCCUCUCCCUGCGCCCGCUAACACACCCGCGGCCACCGCCCGCAGUCUCCCGUUAAGGGCGACAGCGCCGUCCCAAGAUGUGCUGCGGGGCGCUCUGGGUGGCCCUGCCUGUGCUCUCCCUGCUGGCGGGCUGCGCGCCCGGGAAACCCCUAGAGAGCCGGGGAAGGGCGUCAGCCGGGGGAGAUGCCCACCGCUUGCUCCCGGGGCCUGGAGGGGAGCGGGAGGGGGGCGCCUUCGACCUGAGGAUGUUUCUGGAGAACAUGAAGGUGGACUUCCUGCGCAGCCUCAACCUCAGCGGCAUCCCUUCCCAGGACAGAACCCGAGCGGAACCACCCCAGUACAUGAUCGACCUGUACAACAGAUACACCACCGACAAGUCCACCACCCCUGCGUCCAACAUCGUGCGCAGCUUCAGCGUGGAAGAUGCUGUCUCUAUCACAGCCACAGAAGACUUCCCCUUCCAGAAGCACAUCUUGCUCUUCAAUAUCUCCAUUCCUAGGCAUGAGCAGAUCACCAGGGCCGAGCUCCGACUUUAUGUCUCCUGUCAAAGUCAUGCAGACACUUCUCAUGAGCUGAGAGGCAACAUGGCCAUUUACGAUGUUCUGGAUGGAGCAGAUGCUUGGGAAGCUUCUGCAGACACCAAGACAUUCCUUGUGUCCCAGGACAUUUCGGAUGAGGGCUGGGAGACCUUUGAGGUCUCCAGUGCUGUGAAGCGGUGGGUCAGAGCAGACUCCACCAAGAGCAAAAAUAAACUGGAAGUGACUGUGGAGAGUCACAGGAAGGGCUGUGACAAGCUGGAUAUCAGUGUCCCCCCAGGCUCCAAAAACCUGCCCUUCUUCGUUGUCUUCUCCAAUGACCGCAGCAAUGGGACCAAGGAGACCAGGCUGGAGCUCCGGGAGAUGAUUGGCCAUGAAAAGGACAGUAUGUUCAAGAAGUUGUCCAAGAAUGGUCUGACAGAGGCAGGUGACCACAGGGAUGAGGAGGACGGGGAAGGUCACACGGCCGCAGCGUCCUCUUUAGCCCGACGGAAGAGGAGUGCCGGUGCCAACAACCACUGUCAGAAGACCUCUCUGCGGGUGAACUUCGAGGACAUUGGCUGGGACAGCUGGAUCAUCGCACCCAAGGAGUAUGAUGCUUACGAAUGUAAAGGUGGCUGCUUCUUCCCCCUAGCCGAUGACGUCACGCCGACAAAGCAUGCCAUUGUGCAGACCCUAGUGCAUCUCAAGUUCCCCAUGAAGGUGGGCAAGGCCUGCUGCGUGCCCACCAAACUGAGUCCCAUCUCCAUCCUCUACAAGGAUGACAUGGGAGUCCCCACCCUCAAGUACCAUUACGAAGGAAUGAGCGUGGCAGAGUGUGGGUGCAGGUAGUGCUGGCCUGAGGGGCAGGGGGGAAACAGGGUGGAGGGCUGCUGAGUCCCUCUGGGCAUCAUGGGGACUAAGUCUGCCUGCAUGGCAGCCUGAGGGAGGAAAGGGAGCUGCCAUGUCCUGAAGGUAAAUGCCGGCCCACACCAAGCAUACACCACUGGGUCUAACCGCAGGGGAAGGCAAUGGCCAGGGAUGAAGGGUGGGGAUUGGGGAGAAGAGGAAAGCCUAGAAGGAUUGUUGGGGGGCAAGAGGUGACAAUGGAAAGAGGACAAGAGAAAAAUAAUCCGGAGUCAGCAGAAAAUAGCACAAAUGAGGCAGGGGAGUAUAGACAGUUGAGGUACAGAGAUUUACGGGGAUUAAAGGAGGCGAG